ACAAGCUUGUAACGAAAGGAAUACAACAAAAACAUGAUUAUGGGAAUUGAACAAGAAAUACACCCAAAACUAUUUACAUAAAAUUAAUUUUAAGGUCAAGCACCGAAAACAUUUUUAUGUUCAUAUUUCUACUUUUCCGUUUAUUUCCUCUUAGUAUAAAAACAAACGAUCAAAAUUAAGAUUGCGCGGGCGAUAUAACACAGUGGCUAUGGACAGCAAUUAACAUAUGCGGUCAAAAAGGGUCUUUCAAAGCCUACUGAAGCUUGAUUUCCUGUGGUAAAGUGAAGCUCUUCAAUCAAACAAUCAGACUUAGACUCACCACAGAUGCCGAUGAAAGAGUGAUGUUAAUGAGUUACGCAAAGUUUGAACUCAAAUAAUCUGAGGCGAAGGCACAAAUACGCCCAUUCUGAGCCCGGAAUAAGUGUUUUUCAUCUAAAGUAAAAUUUAACAGCACAAUGUACUAACCCAAGGAAAGACUGAACAAAAGCAUUAAGUAGGUCAAGAGAAUGCGAAACAAAAUGUUUAAUACGUAAUAGUUCUACUUAAAACGCAAUUUCUUUUGGGAUCAAAAUACAAUGAAUACAAUUCUUCUUUAAGUGAUUGUUAGUGUGUUAAUGAAACUGAUAAACUAGUCACGAAUUUAUGGCAGAAAUACGAGCAUAGAAAUAAAACUUUGACUCACAGUAUAUGUAAAAAUGUACAAUAUUGUUUACCCUCAACUGAAAGCGAAAUUAGUUAAUAAGAGUACAAAACGAGCUCUCCAACGCUACUUCAGCGUAUUUGUAUUUCAAUGUAAAGCUUCCGCUGACGAAUACAUUGCAGUUUUCAAAAAGCUGUUGUCAAGCAAUUGUUAAUUAUUUUUUGAGGAAGUCCGGAUAUUUCGAGUUGUCAUUUGGUAGGCUCUGUGGAGGUCGUUCUAAUAAGAAAGCAUCACGUUCGGAAGCCUUCGAUGUUAAUCUGUUUGCUUGUUCCCAACGUGAUUGGGCUUUCACCAUCCUCGUCAAAUAGCAGUCAAAUUAAAUUCGCAACAGAAAAAAUAGAAACCUGAAGAAGCCAAGAAUGUAAACGGUGUUUAAAACCAAACAUCACGACUGCGUGCAAAUCAAACGAGGAAAACCUACAAUACCAUUCGGAUUUGUUUAAAUUCGUAUAUAGCGAGUGCAAAGUAAAAAUAGGCCAGUUAAAAUCGACUGAGGAUUGAAGAACACAGCAAAACAACAAAGAUCUUGUGGCUGAAUUCACUCAGGUUCUAUUGCAAACAUAUCUACUGGGAUCAGUAACAACAUACCCUGAAGCAGCAAAAAGCUUCAAAGUCCUCCAGUACUAAUCAACAGCAGGGAAAUAAAGAGCAGGAGAAAACAUGUCUGAUAACUCCACACAACCUUUCCAAAGACCAGCGGAAAGAAAUAUACGCGUGGGAUUUUACAUUGCCACGUUUGUCAUCGGCUUGAUUGGAAACCUUCUGGUUUUAAUUGUCAUCGCCGCCAAACGAGCCAAGAAAACAGUAAACGAUCUCUUUAUCAUGAAUUUAGCAGUGUCCGACUUAACACUGAUCUUUUUUCUUCCACUUCAUAUCUAUGGCAUGUUUCACACCAUUCCCGUCAAUGCAUUCUUCUGUCACUUUAUUCGUCCACUCAUGACCGUCUCGUUCUUUGUCAGCGUCUACACACUGACUUCAAUGGCUAUCCACCGUUGUCACGUGAUCUUAAACCCGUUUAAACAGGAAAUACGUCAGAAGUCGGCUGUGCUGUGGAUCACACUGCUAUGGAUUUUGUCGUUCACAAACGUCCUUCCGCUGAUGAUUGUCACCAUACCUGACACAACCCCUGAAUGCCUUGAAAACUGGCCGAGUCUUGACCACAGGCGGGCCUAUACUGUAGCUCUGUUUAUUCUUCAGUACGUGCUUCCUUUGGUCAUCAUCGCAAUAGCAUACGUCAAAAUCGGUUUAGAUCUCAAUCGCUCGUGCUCUCGGCGGAGCGUUAGAACUGCUAGAGCCGCUCAUAGCCUGGAGAACCAGGCGAGACGGCGCGAAAACUUUAAAGUAACGAAAACUCUGGCUAUAAUCGUUAUGAUAUUUGCUGUUUGUAUGCUUCCUAGCCAGGUGGCAUGGAUCCUGUUGGACUUUGGCAAUGAAAAGCAGCAGAACAUGGCCAUGAUAAUUUUUAAGUUUUCUCUUGUUCUCACUGUGUUCCACAGCUGUCUCAAUCCCCUCGUUUACGGAAGCAUCACCAAACAGUUCCGGCGUGGUUACGUGAAAUAUCUCUCCUAUUUUUGUUGCUGCUACAGGGUAUCAAUCUUGAAGGAGCUGAAAAUUUUACGUCCGUUUGAAAGUUCAUCGCAGCAAGGGCAUACAGAUUCAAAACGAGCUCUCAACGGGAACAAGCACAAAACAAAACUUGAAUCAAGGUUAAUCUCCAGUGAAAUAAUCAUGGACACAGUAACUGUACUGUAGAGGUAAGAGAAGAGAGUUUUUCUUUCUAGAUUAAGACAGAAUGAAGAAGAAAGUUGCGAGAAUCAAUAACUUGCCAUCUUGGCCAGCGUCCCAUCCCCUCCACCCCUACUGUCCAUUUUAACUUGAAAAAAACGCCGAUAAACAAUGUUAUAGAGGCGUACAAUAUCUAAAUAUUCUUGUUGAUACAUGGUAUGUCGAUGGGGGCAGUUACACUUUUUUACAGUUCAUGCUAUUUUAAAACGUGUCUCAUCCAUAAAUGUAUAGAGUUUAGACCACGCAUAGGCUACGUUUUUAUUUACGGCAGUCACAUUUUUUUAAAAGGAAAUGACUGCCAUGUUGUCGAGUUAAAUAUUUAUAACAUCAAACAUUGUAGCACUUGAAAGUAAAUGCGAUCCCAAAAUGCUAUUUUGAAACGUUUCGGUAUCUCUGGAUGCAAAAUGCUCUCUUUAGCUUGUUUUUGAUAAUAUAUGUAGGUUCUGAUCAGUAUGUGGUUAAUUUAGUUUAUCAUUAGGUGUCUGGCUUUAAAACGGCAUAAAGCGAUUCAUUCUGACCACUUCUUUCAAUUCUGUUUCUCUU
Molecule: messenger RNA, 3028 nt
Organism: Orbicella faveolata
Lineage: Eukaryota; Metazoa; Cnidaria; Anthozoa; Scleractinia; Merulinidae
Product: neuropeptide FF receptor 1-like
Biological process (GO): G protein-coupled receptor signaling pathway
Cellular component (GO): plasma membrane
Molecular function (GO): G protein-coupled receptor activity
Source: RefSeq, a predicted model, not a curated record